This is a messenger RNA of Cyclopterus lumpus (lumpfish), 7968 nucleotides long. RefSeq names its product UPF0606 protein KIAA1549-like. NCBI's taxonomy places the organism in Eukaryota, Metazoa, Chordata, Actinopteri, Perciformes, Cyclopteridae. The record is from RefSeq and is a predicted model, not a curated record.
GGAGGAGGAGGAGGAGGACGGUUCUGCAGGGACCCUCCGCCUCCUCAUGCCCGCGCAGGGAGCGCGCCGCGCGGCUCCGAUCCGCAUCUCCAGGAUGGCAGGUCCUGCUGACGGAGGCUCGGCUCUCUGCACCGGGAUCAGACCGGCGGCCCUCUGAGGACGAUGGACCCUCUGAUCCUGUGGGGCCCCGGCUCCAGGACCGGGACCAGGACCAGGACCGAAACCAGGACCGGGAUGGACCCCAGAACCUCAGAGUGCAAACGCACACUUAGCGUGAUCCUGCUGGUGGCCGGCAUGCUGGUUUCCACGGUGACGUCAGGCUCACCUGCUGCAGGUGUGCUGGACUUUAACAGGACGGCAGAGUUUCCUUCAUCACCCUCCUCCCACCCCUCCACCCCCCCCUCCGGACCCCCGGUCCCCAGCCCUCUCUCAGAUUCCGGCCACAAUGGUGGCACAGGCUCGGCUGAGGACUCAGGUGCACAGGGGAUUCACCUACUACUGAGACCUCCAGACCUCCUGUCCCCAAGCCUCCCCCCAGCCCUGCCCCCACACACCCAGCCAACCCUCACCCCUCCUCCCCCCUGGGAGCAGGGCCCCUCCCUGGAAGAGGCCUGGGGCUCCGGAGACUACCUGGAGACUCUGUCCUUCAUGGUGCCUGAUGGGGAGGAGUUGUCCCUGGCCACACCACUACCCAACCACCCCUAUGACGAAGACCUCGGUGGGGACUGGGUCUCUUACGACACUGCCUUCCCCGCUCGCCCCACCAUCCCCCUCUCCUCGCACCUCCCUCUCUCCCCCUCCUCCUCCACCCCCAGCAUCCCCCUGCACACUCGGCCCUCCCAUCCGGACGUCUUCCCCAACUGGGACGAGGACUACGACCUGGAGGACAUGAAGCCUCUGGAGCCGACGGAGCUGCUGCUGCCGGACAUGAACAGCAUGGAGUAUUACACCAACCUGCUGGCCCGGGAGAGGGAGAGGGCGAGAGACCAGGACCGGGAGAGGGAGAGAGACCAAGAACGGGUGGACUGGACUGACUCCAAACCCCCCAUCACUCCUACAACAACACAAACCCAGGGUCCCCCUUUAACCUCGUCUCCUUCCCCAAGUGAGGAGAAGCCACCUCCACCAUCGACCACCAUAAAAACUGCUUCUCCUCCCAAUCUAAAACCCAAAGACCGUGCCCCGGCCCCGGGCAGACCCCUUCCCCGUCCCCCUUCCAACACCACCGGCCGGGUGCCUCCCCCUCCCCCGCUGGGACCUCCCACCCGUCCCGACAGACCGGAGAGGCCUCCGGUGGUCACGGAGAAGCCAAUGAAGGCUCCACCCACCAGGACCACCAACAAGGCCACAACCACUGCCAUCACCACCACCACCCAGAUCACAGCCAUCAGCCUGACCAGAGCUCCGCCGGUCACGCCACCCAGAGUGGCCCAGACCCCCCCCACCAGACAGUACCUGUGUAACAUCACCAAGCCAGAGAUGUACCUGGUCAGAGUAGUCAGUUCUAAAGGUUCCUCAGCAGGUUUCACUCAAGUCAGAGACCUUCUGAGGAGAGAGUUCAACCGUUCUGUGGAGCUCCAGUUUCUAAGAACUCCGUCCAGUUUUGCCUUCCGUGUCGUGUCAGGACCGCUGAUCUUCACGGCGAUGUCGGUCAUCAACACGCUCCGCCACCCGCCCCGCGGGUCUGGCCCGAUGCCCGGCGUGGCGACGCUUUACACCGUACCUGACCUCAGGUACCAGCUCCACUUUGUGCUGCAGUUCGUCCCCGCCCACGUCGACGUCAGAGUCUGUAACUUCAGCGAGCGCGUGGAGAGCGGGCUGGUGAUGGCGUACGCCGAGACGCGGAGGCGAUCACACGAGGCCGGAAACGUCACCGUGCAGCUGUUGAACAUCACCAUGUCGGUCAGUCGGCCGCUAGCGGCAGCGGAGCAGAAGGUUUCCGUCGACGUCACCUUCGCGGUGCGCGAUGGGCGAGACUACCUGCUGGGGUCAGAGGUCAGCGAACACCUGAGGAAGCUCAGUCUGGUCGAGUUCAGCUUUUACGUUGGAUUUCCUGCUCUUCAGAUCGCAGAACCUUUCCACUACCCGGAGCUGAACACGUCUCACCACCUGCGCUCCACCUGGGUCCGUACAGUCCUGUUGGGGGUGUCGGAGCAGCUGGUGGCCGAGCGAAGCUUCAAAGCUCGUCUGGAGAGACGUCUGGCUCUGCUGCUGGAGGAGAGUCUGCAGGCCGCCAGCAGGGGGCGCUGGAGGAGAGCGACAGCUGUGGGCAACAACAGUCUGCAGGUGGUGCGGGUGGCGAGACUGUCGGGGGUGGAGCGUCUCCUGGAGGUCUUCUACUUCGUGGAGGGUCCAGGUGGUGAGCGGAUUCCUGCCGAGGCGAUGGCAGUCACCCUGAACCGCCUGGAUCUUCAGAGAGCCGCCAUCGUCCUCGGACACCGCGUCCAGAGGCCCAUCGCUCAACCUGUGGAGACCCUGUCUGUACCUCCAGCGGAGACUGAGAGCAGCAGCAUCUGGCUGAUCGUCGGUGUGGUCGUCCCCGUGCUGCUGGCGCUCUUCAUCAUCAUCAUCCUCUACUGGAAGCUGUGCGGCUCAGAGAAGCUGGAGUUCCAGCCGGACGCCAUCAACACCAUCCAGCAGAGGCAGAAGCUUCAGGCUCCGAGCGUCAAAGGCUUCGACUUCGCCAAGCUGCACCUGGGGCAGCACAGCAAAGACGACAUCAUGGUGAUCCAGGAGCCUGGCCCGCUGCCCGCCCCCGCCAAAGAGGCCACGCCCUCCGACGGCGGAGACCUCAACACGCCCAAAUCUAAAGGCUCGUCCACAAAGGUGCCACGGACCAGCCACCGCCGGGGCAGACUCAGCCCGUCAGAUGGAGACUCGUUAGGCAGCGACCAAUCAAGCGGCAGAGAAUCGGCAGAAGAGAGCACACGACCUGUGGCCACGCCCACCGAGGGGAAACAGCACAGGAAGACGCCCAAAAAUGGGAGGAGCAAGUUGGGCGGCGGUCCAGACGAGCUCCUGUCCUCGUCCUCCAUCUUCGACCACGUGGACCGUCUGUCCCGCGGUUCGUCCGACGGAACGCGUCGUCAGGCCAACAAGGUGCAGCUGAUCGCCAUGCAGCCGCGGCCGAGCCCGCCGACGCAGCACCCGCCCCACCUGAGCCCCACCCUCACCGAGAAGGUCAGCACAGAGGUGGCGCUGAGACACAAGUCCGAGAUCGAGCAUCACCGGAACAAACUCCGGCAGCGCGCCAAGAGGCGGGGUCAGUGCGAGUUUCCCUCCAUGGACGACAUCAUGGACGCAUUCGGAGACGGACCGGUGCAGAGCGAGGUGGCGCAGCGUCUCUAUAGCUCCGCCCACGACCACAUGGACUGCAUCCUGCAGGCCAACAACCAAUCGCCUCCCACCCCCACCAACUCCAGGAGGAGAGGGAGACGCUCUCCUCGAGGUCGACGAGCUCAGCCGGGACCUGGAAGUCUUCCUGAUACAGACCGAGACCGGCUGCUCACUGAUCACAGCGCCACCUACAGGAAAUACCCAGGACUCAACAACGUGGCCUACAUGUCGGACCCUGACCUACCCCCGGACCACGGGAGCCCCUCCCCUACUGAUGAGGUGUUUGACUCAGCCCCGCCCCCCUACAUGCCCCCCCAGCCCUCAAUCGAGGAGGCACGGCAGCAGAUGCACUCCCUAUUGGAUGACGCCUUCGCCCUGGUGUCGCCAUCUUCGCAGGGCAGCGCCGGGGUGAGCGGGGUAAGCCCUGCCCUGCCCAGCCCCUCUCCCCAGGCCCGCCCCCCAGGCAGGCAGUGGUGCUCUUACCCAGCUGCCCCCUCUCACAGCCCCUUCUCUGACAGAUACGCAGAGCUGGGAAUGUCUACAACAUCAGUCCAGGGCCUGCUGCAUAGGCAGGGUCUAAGCUCAGCAGGGUAUGUUUCUACUGGAGACCAGAUGCAGGAGUCGGUUUACUCUAGCAGGAGGCAGUACGAGGACCCCCCCUCCUCGUCCAGGCCACGACCUGUAGGGGGCAGCACAGGUGCGCAGCUCCACCACUUGACCCAGGUGGGUUUGUCCAGUCAGAUUGGCGCGUACCCUGGGGUGGGUCGCAGCAUGUCUGGUCCCACUGGCUCUAGCUGGAACCAGCAGCACUCAGACCAGGAUCUGUCCAGACGAGAAGCCAGCAGAGAGAGUGUGCUGUCGUUUCCGGAGUUCUCCUCUUCCUCUGUUUUCCAGAUGCCCAGCUCCUCGCUAAGGGACCCAUCUGCUCCCCCUCUCCUUCUGACCUCACCGACUCCCGAGUAUCCGCCAGAGGACGCCUCACCCUCUGCCCACACCUCCGCAUCCCUUAUAAAGGCUAUCAGGGAGGAACUGCGACGUCUGGCCCAGAAACAGACUGCAGUGACCAGCUACCCUUAGACUGCUCUGGACUUGCUUGGAUCAGAACUCCACUGGUUUCAACCAUUAUAGUUUUAAACCACUUAGAGCCUGGAAAGAGUGGAUUAAAACCCUAUAACUAACUGAUCCACAGUCUGAACUCUCUUGAGCUAAUCUACGUCUGUGCCGCUAAACCCAAAAUGACUCUGGACCACAAUCCAUAUCUGACUGAAAGACCUCCGGUACUUUACAGGGCCCCGUCUGUCUGUCCGUCAUCCUUCAGCUCAGUGUUUCAUUAGAGUUUGACAUUUCCAUUGAAGUGCUUCCUGGAAUGGAUCAUUUGAUGAUCAUCCUUCAGAAACCUCCAGAGUAGACCACCCUUCUUGUACUUCUGGAGUGGAUGGUUGCUCUCAACCUUCUGGAAGGGAUCAUUCCACUGGGAGAUCUGAUAAGGUUGUCCUUUCUGGCCUGCUGGAGCAAAUCAUUUCUCCUGACCCACUGGAGUCGAGUAUCCUUCCGGAGUGGAUGGUCGCUCUCCCAUUUGAAGGGAAUGGUCCCCGCCACCUUCGAGGGUAGCUCAUUAGUCCUGACAAUCUGGAAUGAAUCAUCUCUACUCACCUUCCAGAAUGAAUGAUCUUUUCCUGGACACUGAUGGUCUGGAUCUGUCGUCCAGACCAUCCGGAAGUGGAAGUUCACUCCUGACCUUCUGGAUUCAAUCGUCCCUCCUUAAGUUCUGAAGUGGAUUGUCACUCUGGACCUUCUGUGGUGCUAACCGCCAGCCUCAUACCAUCUCCUCAUUGACCACUUAUUGCCUUCCACACUCCCAUCAGCGACGGGGAUCAGGUCACCGUUCAUAAACCAUAUCAAUGAGGGUCUGCACAGCUGGAGGUGGCAUACAGUUCUUAUGGCAAAGGGACGCAAAACAGGAAAGAAGUAUAUAUGAAUAUCUAUAAGAAUUCACGAGUAUCUGUAAAGAGAUUGAAUUCCAAUGAGCACAAUAUUAAUGUAAGUUAUUAUUGGAGUAUUGAGAUGUUACUUAUUUUUAUUGCUUGUAUAUGAAAGUAUACUUUAAAUAUUUUAUUUUCAUCCAAAAAAGACCUAACUACUGUUCAAUGGUUGUGUUUGAGCUCUUUGUAGACUUUAAGCCAGCGCUUGUUUCUCUGUGGAGACGUUGUUUAGCGUAGCUGCUCGCUCGUGUGUUUGUGUAUCGGUGGCAAUGAAAACAAUAUUGCGCUAAUGCAUUGCUUUGAUAUCAAGUUUUUUAAUUGCUGAUUUGUUGCAUCCAUCAGUGCAUGAGCCGAACGCUAUAGAUGAGUUCAUCACGUCACAGAUGGGUACAAAUAAAUGGGAAACCAGUCAUUCAUCUCAACCAGCAACUAAAGGUACUCAUGAGUUCCCCCAAGAGGACAACAUUGUUAUUGCACACAAGAAAACAUCAGAUCAAAGAUACCCUUAAAAGCUCUUUUUGUCUCCUCGGGGUACACCACAGCACAACUUUCAGAUGAGAAGCCGUUAGCAGUAGCUGCCUCAGUAGUACCCCCUUGUGGUAUACCAGAACACAACUUCUCUAUUACAGUUCCAUAUCAUCCUGUCAUGCAGUGUUAAGCAUAACUUACACAUGAGGACUAUACCUUCAUUUUGCUAGGAACUAUGGGUACUCUUCCUGUCUGAACAUUAUGAUUCAGCCUUAAUCUUCAUGAAUGACUGGUUCCCGUCUCUGCCGGUUGGCUGUUUUCUCUGUCGUGUUGUGAAGAAGUGGGUCACUCCUAAUGAGGGUUUGUUGGUCUCUGCCCUUCUUCAGCAUGUUGGACUCAGUUUGAGGUUUCGCUCCUCGUGAUGUUCCAGUUAAUGUUCAGCAUGCUGCUAAAAGAUGUUCAAAACAAAGAUUAAAAAAGUAAAGCGUUGCUCCACGUCGAGUUAAGGCUGAGCAAAGAGAACCAGAAAACCAUCGCUCAUCCAACUGCACAAUGAAAAAAAAAAAUAUUCAUAUGAAACAUGUUUUUUUUGCAUUUGCUAAAUAUAUUUUUCAAAUCUAGAUAAAGAUGGUUCCAGUAAACAGUGUAUACAUGAAAGUGGAUAUGAUGUUAAAUAGAAAGCAUAAUAUAUAGAACAUAAUGUAUCUGUGAUUGCUCUGCCGGCUUCAGUGCCAACACAUCCUUCACCGGCUCAACACUUUUUGAUAGGACCUGGCACCUAUCAGUCAAGCAGUAUGACUUGGCCCCGCCCACAGGAUCCCAUGGUGCUAACUCAAUGACUCAACGACACUCGUCAAAGGGUUGAACUACAGGAAGAAGUUCAACCGAUGAAUGUUUUCUAGAGCUGAGAUCCUCAAAGACGAGCAGUCGCACUGGGGAGGUUCAGCCCGAUUCACACGGGACCCCCUCACCCUGACCAGGCGAGAUCACCUCAGACCAGGUGAAAUCACCCAGGUGAGAUCCCCUUAGACCAGGUGUGAUCACCUCAGACCAGAUGAGAUUACCUCAGACCAGGUGUGAUCCCCUCAGACCAGGUGAGAUCCCCUUAGACCAGGUGUGAUCACCCUUUCCAGGCGAGAUCACCUCAGACCAGGUGAAAUCACCCAGGUGAGAUCCCCUUAGACCAGGUGUGAUCACCUCAGACCAGGUGAGAUCACUUCAGACCAGGCGAGAUCACCUCAGACCAGGUGAAAUCACCCAGGUGAGAUCCCCUUAGACCAGGUGUGAUCACCUCAGACCAGGUGAGAUCACUUCAGACCAGACGAGAUCACCUCAGACCAGGUGAAAUCACCCAGGUGAGAUCCCCUUAGACCAGGUGUGAUCACCUCAGACCAGGUGAGAUCUCCUCAGACCAGGUGUGAUCCCCUUAGACCAGGUGUGAUCACCUCAGACCAGGUGAGAUCACUUCAGACCAGGCGAGAUCACCUCAGACCAGGUGAAAUCACCCAGGUGAGAUCCCCUUAGACCAGGUGUAAUCACCCAGGUGAAAUCACCCAGGUGAGAUCCCCUUAGACCAGGUGUAAUCACCCAGGUGACAUCACCUCAGACCAGGUGUGAUCCCUCAGACCAGGUGACAUCACCUCAGACCAGGUGUGAUCCCUCAGACCAGGUGACAUCACCUCAGACCAGGUGGGAUCCCUCAGACCAGGUGACAUCACCUCAGACCAGGUGUGAUCCCUCAGACCAGGUGACAUCACCUCAGACCAGGUGUGAUCCCUCAGACCAGGUGUGAUCCCUCAGACCAGGUGAGAUCCCUCAGACCAGGUGUGAUCCCUCAGACCAGGUGAGAUCCCUCAGACCAGGUGACAUCACCUCAGACCAGGUGUGAUCCCUCAGACCAGGUGACAUCACCUCAGACCAGGUGAGAUCCCUCAGACCAGGUGUGAUCCCUCAGACCAGGUGAGAUCCCUCAGACCAGGUGACAUCACCUCAGACCAGGUGUGAUCCCUCAGACCAGGUGUGAUCCCUCAGACCAGGUGAGAUCCGGUGAAGCUGCCUCGUGGAAACUGUUUUAAUGUGCAGUGACCUCACCUGCUCUCGCCCCCAGGUGAGUGGUCAGCUGGUCUGCGUCACAUGACAGGACUCUGAAAGAUUGUGUGAACAAACAUUAAAGAGAUGUGUU